AUGAGCUUUGAUGUGAAGAAAAUCCACGACGGAGCCAUUGUAGAAUGUUUCGUGGUGGAUUAUUGUCAGGCUAAUACACUCGUGGUAGCCCAUCCAUACAGGAUUGAGUUGCUAGAUGACGCUUACAAACCGCUGGGUGUGCUUGAAUUGCAAGACAGAGUUAUGGCCAUGAAUCAUAUAAGACCUUUGGGCCUCCAAUACGACUGGCUGCUAAUCUUGACGCAGAACAACCAACUGCUAGUGAUUGCAUGGAACAAUGGAUUUAUUAUGUUGGAGAAGUUCUCUUUUGAGUCUGUUACUAGUACCAUUGAGGUCCAUCCGUUUAUUCAGGUUGAUGACUUGAAUAGAUACAUUCUCGUAUAUUCCAAUGAGGGGUACAUGGUUGUGUUGGAGCUGCAUCCGUCGAAAUCCGAGCUGUUCCGGUUGGCACUACAAAAUCAGCCUCCUAGCCAGGUGAAGAAAAGACCAGACGCCGCCAAGCUACAGGUGAACCGGAUAUUUGAAAAACCACAAGUGAUUUACAUUGGGCAUGGAGUUGUGCACAGCGCCGUUUUCCUGAGAACCCGACUGCUAGCAGCAGAUAAAGAGGGCGCUGUAUUUGCCAUAGUGGUCAGAAAUGCCAACUUGAAGUACUCCGUGAACUAUUAUGGAAUAGGCCAAGAGAUAAGUCUGAUCAAACGAUUACCACAGAUGAAUUCAACCCCGAGUCUGGCGAUACCGCUGCCACUUGGGGCGCUGCUUGUGAUUUGCGACGACAUGCACUACAUUUUUCCCGCACCUGCUGUUCGCAGAAUCUCUUCAUCCGUGGCUACGGCCACCAGACAGUAUGCUACCAAAGAGCUUUUUUCCGGAGUCGACGGAAGAAUGGCCAAGCUUUUGUCAUGGUGCUUUGAUGGACGCUUGUACUGGCUGAGCAGUGAGCAGGGUGACAUAUACCAGAUGGAAAUAGGGCUGGACUCUGAAUCGCUUGAAGCUGCAGAACGUCAACUGGACCUCUCUAUAGCAGAAAGAUUACGCACCGCAAACUCUCGGCCGAUCGAACUAGAGAUCAGCAAAUGGAACAUAGAAAGAAAGCAGCAGGUGGAUAUGCUUCAUAAAUUGGUUCCCAGAGGCGACUGUGUAAUAGCCUGCAACCAUUUUGGGCUGUUGAUUGAGCUUGAUAGGAAUAUACAAUUAUCUAAGCAAGUGAGACAAGCAGGCAAUCUUCCGGUUACUUCCAUGAAAGGAGAUUACUAUGCGCACGGCACUUAUCUAUCUUCAAAGGUGUUCCUUGAUGACUGGAAAGAUUUGACAGGGCUAGUGAAGGAAAUCGAGAAAACCAACGAGGUAGUGGUUCUCGUCAUUGAAGAACACGAAGUCGACUUGGAGGCUGAAGAGAUUAAGAGAACCGACCGUUUGGAGGUCUACAAAGCAGGCGAGAAGAUUGGCGAGCAUUGGUUCGACGCCGGAAUAAUAGUACGCAAGGUCCUGCCGGUGCCUGAUCUCCUAUGUCGGUUUGAGGAGAAAAGCAAAAUCAGCAACGACGAGCGGUAUGUUUUGCAGAGCAAACUGAGCGAGUGCUUUGUCGUGCUUGUCAAUGAUGAAGAGGAUCAGUCCGGACUGCUACUCAUGCGAUUUGUGGACGAUGAGUGGAAACAGGAAGGCCAUGCUGUUGUGAACAAGCUCUUUGACGACAUCAUACAGGUGGAAGACUACAGUCUGAUACUGAUUGGAUCGCAAUCGCUGGUGUGGACCAGCAUCUACGGCGGCCCUAGCUUCUGGUUCAAGAACGAGGAAAGUGACUCAAACAUCCCGGUUCUGUACUUUUCAGGGUGGAGAAAGCUGGGAAACGGCGACCUGGUAGCUGGAGACGCAUUUUCAGGGUUGUAUCUGUUCAAAGUCGAUAGAAACGAGCGCAGAGUGUCAGCUGUCCCGGUUUUAAGAAACGUCAUGGUCAGCGACUUCACCAUAUUCAAGCAGACUCUGGUUGUUGGGGACGUCAUGGGCAACAUCUUCAUCAUCGGGCUACAGAGUAAACCGGAAAUGUUGUUUCAGGCCUACCUGGGCCACGGAGCCAUAACCUGUGUGGAAGCCAUGGACGAGCUGGUGAGAGUUGGAACCAGCGAGGGCAUUCUCACAAUUCAGCCGGGAGCCGGCAAUUUUUCGAGGCCCCCACUCAAUCUGUCGAGCCUGCCGCAGCCUGAAUUGAACGAAAAUCUUGUAUUAUAG
Molecule: messenger RNA, 2208 nt
Organism: Ogataea angusta
Lineage: Eukaryota; Fungi; Ascomycota; Pichiomycetes; Pichiales; Pichiaceae
Exons: 1
Coding region: 1-2208 (735 amino acids)
Molecular function (GO): protein binding
Source: RefSeq, a predicted model, not a curated record